UUCCAUGUACUUGUUCGAUUAGUUCCAUUAUCAUUAUCACAGUUCCGCCGGACGCUUAAGAGAAACAAUUCGUUCUAUUAUAGAGCCGAUAUUGCAGCAAAAAUCCACUGAAGCCAUAGACAUGUUCUACAGAGGUAAGUACGUGGACAGUAGUGACGCCCGAGAAAUGGGUCUGAAACGGCAGCGGGUGAUGGAUCAUGGUUCUUCAUAUUUUGGCGCUUCCCCUGGUCCAAGUUACAUGUACAAUCCUCCUCCUCCACCAGCACCUCCUGCUUACUCUUAUAUAGGCCAACCCCCACCUUUUCCAGUUGUCCGGCUGCGUGGCCUCCCUUUUGACUGCACAGAAGCUGAUAUUGCUGAGUUUUUCCAUAACUUGGAUGUAAUUGAUGUCCUCUUUGUUCACAAAGGUGGAAAGUUUACAGGGGAAGCUUUUUCUGUUUUGGGAUAUCCCCUUCAAGUGGAUUUUGCCCUACAAAGAAAUAGGCAAAACAUUGGUAGGAGAUAUGUUGAAGUUUUUAGAAGCAGGAAGGACGAAUAUUACAAGGCCAUAGCAAAUGAAGUUUCAGAUGCUCGUGGUGGUUCACCCCGUCGUGCUGUCCCAAGGGCAAGAUCUUUUGAUGAGGGAAAGGACUUGGCAGAACACACAGGGUUCUUGCGAAUGAGAGGAUUGCCUUUUUCUGCCAGCAAGGAAGAUAUUAUUGAUUUCUUUAAGGAUUUUGUUCUCUCCGAAGAGAAAAUUAGUAUAACAGCUACUUCUGAUGGAAGGCCAACUGGGGAAGCAUAUGUGGAGUUUGGUAGUCCAGAAGAUUCAAGGGCUGCCAUGUCCAGGGAUAGGAUGACUUUAGGAAGUCGCUACAUUGAGCUUUUCCCUUCCUCACGUGAGGAGUUGGAUGAAGCAAUUUCCAGGGGCGGAUUAUUGCCAAAAUCUGCUGAUGGGAAGGAUCUUACUGUUCCUACCGGUGUUCUACGAAUGAGGGGGCUGCCAUUUUCAGCUGGCAAGGAUGAUAUCAUGGAGUUCUUUAAAGAUUUUGUGUUGUCAGAGGAUUCAAUCCAUGUAACAUUUAACUUUGAGGGGAGGCCAACAGGAGAAGCAUUUGUGGAGUUUGCUAGUCCAGAGGAUGCAAAAGCUGCGCUUGCCAAGGAUAGGAUGACACUUGGGAGUCGUUACAUAGAGCUAUUUCCUUCAUCACUCGAGGAGUUAAAUGAAUCAGCAUCUAGGGGUCGGUGACCUUUUGGUAUUGCUUUGCGAUUGUACUUCUAUAAUCUGUGUCAUAGGGGAUGCUCAUAGCUGCUGUUACUUUUCCUUGUUAAAUUGGGUUAUAUGAAUUUCCGUGAAAAAGCGUAAGUUGAGUACUUGGAAGCAUUGAGGAAUAUCUAUUGAUCUCCAUCUUGUUCUAAUACUCUCUUGACUUGUGCAUUUUGCCAUGUUUUUAUUGUUUUUCCUUGUAUAUUUUUAAUCUUUACUUUUGGU
Molecule: messenger RNA, 1471 nt
Organism: Coffea eugenioides
Lineage: Eukaryota; Viridiplantae; Streptophyta; Magnoliopsida; Gentianales; Rubiaceae
Product: epithelial splicing regulatory protein 1-like
Exons: 3
Coding region: 122-1228 (368 amino acids)
Cellular component (GO): ribonucleoprotein complex
Molecular function (GO): RNA binding
Source: RefSeq, a predicted model, not a curated record